Messenger RNA from Auanema sp. JU1783, 1674 nucleotides. The record is from the annotation of a GenBank genome assembly. NCBI's taxonomy places the organism in Eukaryota, Metazoa, Nematoda, Chromadorea, Rhabditida, Rhabditidae.
AUGGGUUGCAAUCCAUGUUGCUGCUUCAGUCUCAAAGACAGUGCCGUCUCAAUCGGCAUCUGGUCAGUUGUAAUGUGUAUAGCACAACUAGGUAUUAUGGGUUGGCAAAUGGCAGCUAUCAAAUAUGAGAAAGAUAGAGCUGCUAAUACACUCCUACCUAAUUAUAAUACAUAUGGACGAUAUGAUAUACCAUCAUACUAUGAAUCAUAUUGGCAAAGUCCAGAAGAACGUUACUAUACAGGUCUGUUUGUUAUACAAAUAUUAUGCCUCAUAGCAGCAUUUUUCCUGCUCUUUGCAUCCAUAGCAAUGAUAUGGGGUGUUAUAACGUGGUCUCGACAUCUUACAUGGCCAUGGUUUCCUUGUAUGAUAUCAAGCAUUCUAACUUCAUUAGCAUACUGUAUCAUGUGGUGGGCUGGAGAUGUACGUGAUUAUUGGAUGGCAUUAACUAUUCUUGAAAUCAUUGGAGUUUUCAUAAAUAUUUACUGCUUUGUCGUCGUUCUCAUGUAUUACAGACGUAUAACAGCAACAACAGAUGUUGUUGAAGGAAAAUCUAGAAUGCGUUAUACCCGAAACGGAUAUUCAAGCAGGAGGGAUUUGUUAGAUUCCUACGACGAUGGAUUACAUAGAGGAUCAAAGAGCCCUUAUCCUAACUACCAAACUCCUGCAAAUCAACCGUAUCCCUCGCCAUAUUCACCACAAGGAGUUCCUAUGACUCCAUUACCGGUUCCACCAUGUUAUACACCGUAUCCUGCCGAUGUUAACGAGUUUGUCAAUUAUAAUAAAGAACCCCGCCGACCUGUAGGUAUGAACGGCACACAGAUAGAAGAGGUGGACCCUGUUGUCAACUGGGUGAGACAUCAGCAAAAAAUAACAUCUGAGAAAGGAGCCAACAGCGAGCCUGUAUCUCCUAGCCGUGAAGUAGCCCCUGGAACAUUUCCAAUACAGCAUUCACGUUCGGUUCCUUCUAUCUACGACGGUACAUUGGUGUCUCACAAAGACUGUCGGCACGGAAAGCACAGAAGUUCUUCACGCAGAAGAAGAUCAAAAAGCCGAAAUCAUCAUUCUUCUGAUUAUUCGUCAGAUUCUGAUUCACGAACUCAUAGACGAGAUGAUCAUUCUCAUCAUCGCGAUGGAAGUAAACGGCGUCAUAGAAGCAAAUCCCGGUAUUCUGAAUCAGAAUUCACAGCGACAACAGAUCAUCAUCAUCGUCGCCACGAUAGACCCCGCAGUGAGCACUCCAGACACAAAGAUCGUGAUAGGCAUAGAGAUAAAGACGAUCGAAAAAGACACAAAAAAGACCGUGACUAUGAUCGUGAUAGAGACCGUGAUAGAGACCGUGAUAGAGAUCGUGAUAGGGACCGUGAUAGGGACCGUGAUAGGGACCGUGAUAGGGACAGGGAUCGUGGUCGCGACAGGAACCGCGAUAGAGACCAUGAAAGAGAUCGUCAGUCAGAAAAGGCUCCAGCGCCAGCCGAGCCAAGCAGUGAAGGAAGAGUUAGAGAAACAAACUUAGACACUGUUGGAUUAGAUGGUAAUGCCUUUCCAAUGAGCGGUGGAAUAACCAUUCCUCAGCACAUCGUAAUUCCUCCAUCAAAUGGUGAAAGAGGUCCUGAUGGUCAGCCACUUCCACAAAAAUAUCAAAUAAACUCAGAGAUAUUUCUGUAUUCAGUUUAA